Cuscuta campestris is the source of this 795-nucleotide messenger RNA. NCBI's taxonomy places the organism in Eukaryota, Viridiplantae, Streptophyta, Magnoliopsida, Solanales, Convolvulaceae. The record is from the annotation of a GenBank genome assembly.
GCUAGCCAGCCCUCAAAUUCUUUUACUCCAACAAUUCUAAACCGCUCUCAAUCAAUUUCUCAUCUGUUUUCUUCAUUUAUACGUUAUGCAAAUCUCUCGAGAAGACUCCGAUUCUCAUCAGAUGGCAUUGGCGGCCAAGUGCAAUCCCACCAAACGCCGAAGCGGCACUUCGUCGCCGGAAAACUCGAGCUGCUCCACCGGCGGCGGCGAUUGCCAUUCAUCCGCGGCGGCAUCGGUUCCCAACGACGAAGAUGAAGCCCUCGCGAAUUGUUUAAUUCUCCUGGCAGGCGGCGGCGGCGGCCAAACCGGUCCGUUUGCUUACCGGUGCAAGACCUGCGACCGCAAUUUCCCGUCGUUCCAGGCGCUGGGCGGGCACAGGGCGAGCCACAAGAAGCCGAGGACCGGAUUCGCCGCGGCGGACGAAAAAGAAGGUCCACGGAGUCGUACCGCGGGGAUCGCCGCACCGAAAAACAGCAGCAAGACCCACGAGUGUGCGGUUUGCGGGUCGGAGUUCGGGUCGGGUCAAGCUCUGGGAGGUCACAUGAGAAGGCACAGGCCCGUCCACCACUCCCCUGCGAGGCCCCCCACGGGAAGUUACGGUGCGACCCACGGCUCCGGAUCACCAUCGGACGGCAGAGAGAUGAUUCUGGCGCUGGAUCUCAAUCUGCCCCCUCCAAUGGAAGAAGAAGAAGGAGAAGGAGAAGGAGACGAUCUCAAGAUGCAAAAUCUCAAGAUGAUUCUGGUGGGCUGCCAUUACUGAAAGUCUGAAACCGAUACGGAGUAGUAUUUGUUUUU